AUGAAUGACAUAGAUAUGGCCCGGACAAGCUCAAGAAACACUGCUGACUUGCGUCUCGAGAUCUACUCAGACCUUAUUGACAUGAUCGGCAUUAACAACUCGUGUGUUGCAUCAAGUGAUGGCGGAAACUCAUCGAAAGAGAAAUCCGACCCCAUCAGGCAACAUAAAGUAACUCUGUCAAGACCCGCGUUUCACGAGCAGAACAGAGUCGAUGCCGCAGUAGGGAGGUGUGAAGCGAUAGACCUCGUGUCAUACCGGUUAGAAAAUGCAACAUGGGCGUGCUGUACAGCGUCCCAUAACAUUAACUGGAUUUUUGUCGACUGCGCUAAGCAAACGGUGCUUGCACUUGCUUGUUUGAAUUUGCAAUAUGCCGAUGAUUUGUUGUCAAAGACCUGUGGCGAACUAAGUCUACGGCAUCAGUGUCUCGAGUUCCAGUCACUUGAUGGGAAUGGAGUAUGGUGCUCCAAGACAUUCUUCGCCGAAACUGUCAUCACUGAACGUGCUAUCGCAGCUCCGGAAGCUCCUGUGAUAACCAUGGAAACCGCCGCAUACAUGUGUGCUGCAUUCAUUUUGGUUGCGUUCAUUCUCGCAGUCAUUAUCCCCGAGAGCAAGUGUCGCCCUUCUUACAAAUACGACAAAGAGAAAGCACUCAGAGUACCACUUGAGAUUUAUGAAAUGUGUGGUGAAACAUAUAAACCAUCAGCAAAAAAGCGAAGAUUGAAUGAUAACACGAUCUGCAACGAGCGGUCACGACGCUUGUACGCUCACUUCCGAAACUUAUCAAUCGCUGCAUCUACAAGAUCUAGAACGGCAACAAACGAUUAUUCAAAAUCUAAUAAAAACGAAAACGAGAACGUCCUAUGGAAAAAUACGGAGAAUAUUGCAUCACUUAAGAGAGACCUUGAUAAACGAAUUAAUGUCAGUGAACCUUUCAAUGUACCUACAUGCAAGUUUCAAAAUACUUUAUCACAUGACAGUAGCGAAGCGGCAAACGAGAAUAAUGAAUUACAUUGGAAAUCAGAUGACGCAGGGUGUAGUAUUACAGAAUCAAAAGCUGCGUCGUGUCAGAGUACGGACAACGAAGGUCAUCAGUUUGAUGAAUCGUGCGACAUCGAAGAUAACGAUGAGCUAUGGAAAUUAUCUAAGGUAGCACGUCCAUACAUUUUGUCGUCGGAAUUAUAUAUGCACUCAAAAGACGAAGGCACGAAUUUAAGAUCAACACAUAUUUGGGAGUCAAGUUACAGAGGUGAACGAUUAGGCGACGAUAGUACCAUUGAUAAAGAUCAGUACAGAAUAAAUAUAGGCCCAAUGGGAACAAAAAUACCGAACGUUGGUUAUCCUUUGCCAUUUUGUACAAUGAAAAAACACAUAUUUUCUGCCAAACAUCUUUUUUUGGAGACAAGCGAUCUGCAAUACGAAAACCCAUUUGAUUUAAAAGAUUUCUUGGAUUGCUCAACGAUAGCAAAACGGUCAAAUAAACGAAGACAAUUAACCCUUGAUGACUCUCUGGAAUAUAAGGCUACAUUAAAUAACAACGAGCUUCUCUUUGAAAAUGAAACCCGAGGUAAAUCUCGACGCCAACGACGAAAUAGGAACAUAAUUCAGUCAAACAGACUUAAUUGCUUUGAUUUUGUAGACUCCCAUGACUUAGGUCAACAACCAAACCGAGAUGGUUUAAGUUAUAUUGAGGAUGAAAAAGGAAUGGAUUUUGAUCGUGUUGAUACAAAGCUUGUGGACUUGCUAAGUGAAAUAAAGAGGCACCACAGCAAUAAACGAUUGCUUUCACGCAUCUCUGAACGUGUAGAUGAAAGUUUAAAUGAACUUGAAAAUGAUAUUACCGCUUGUCGCUUUAGCAGAAAGGCAAGUAUAUGUUAACAUGAUUAAUGUUAAUAUUUCUCUGUGCUUUUCUAUCGAGAUAAUUAAUGUUAAAGACAGGCAACAUGGCAUGUUCCGCAUCUG
This is a messenger RNA of Dreissena polymorpha, 1959 nucleotides long. RefSeq lists its product as uncharacterized. The record is from RefSeq and is a predicted model, not a curated record. Lineage: Eukaryota; Metazoa; Mollusca; Bivalvia; Myida; Dreissenidae. The coding region runs from base 1 to 1875 and encodes 624 amino acids. The transcript has 4 exons.